This is a messenger RNA of Papilio xuthus (Asian swallowtail), 2298 nucleotides long. RefSeq lists its product as uncharacterized. The coding region runs from base 213 to 1448 and encodes 411 amino acids. The record is from RefSeq and is a predicted model, not a curated record. Lineage: Eukaryota; Metazoa; Arthropoda; Insecta; Lepidoptera; Papilionidae. The transcript has 7 exons.
UUUCAUGGCAGUGGCACGCAUUUAAGACUUCGACUUUUCGUGACAGCAUGUCAUUUUCGACAUUUGAUUGAUAAUUUUCCAAAGAUCCAUCAAAUUAGUUUGUUUGAAAGUUAGUUUAGGCGCUAAACUAUAGUAUUUUAAUAUUUCAAAGUAUUAACAAGGAUGUGAUAUAUCGGACUCCAUAUUUGGAGGUCGCGGUUCUAGGCACCAUAAUGACCGCGCAAAAGUGUGUAGUUGAAGGCUGUAAUUUAGAGUAUGAUGUGGUUUGCAGCUUUUCAUUUUACAAUGUGAACACAUCAUCGGAAGGAGAAGGGCCGAGACAAGAAUGGAUCGAAGGGGCUAUGCAGGAGGAGAGCGAGUGUCUCUGGAGACAUGUCAGCCUGCAAUUAUGCGGGUAUCAUUUCGAAAUGGAUGCCCAAGGUUUAUGGAUCGACUCUCCGAUGUUACCAGAGUUGUUGGCACCUCAAGAGCAAGCUGCACCGUUGGUACAGUCAGCCAGUGAUAAGAAAGGGCCGGCGUCUGCGGGAGGCUUCCACGCUAUUUACGAACAGUUCAUACGCGGCCCGCCCAAAGCUGCUGAUAUAAUUCGUAUGGAACAUAACUACAGCGUGGAUCCGCCGAAGAAGGAACCCCAAGAGAAUAUAACAAGACUCAACGUACGACAACUAGUUGAUACAUUGGGAUAUUUAUCCCUUAAGAAUCUGCAACGAAAGCAACUGUGGGUUGUGAAGGUGGAAUCAGACAAGACAGAAGCCUCCAUCACUCAAUCAGAGCAGGUCAUCACCAAGAUGACAGAUACUAAGCAGGUCAUUGAGAUAUUGCCAAACACAUCGACCACAACGGAACCUAUUGAGAACCAAAGCGAAGUCCUUCAUAUAAUAGACGAUGCUAAUAUAUCGGAUAAUUUCAUAUACGAAAUAGCUGAAGAACAAGAAAUAACAAUGGAGGAGGUGAAAGAAAUUCCAAUAACACAGAACCCGGAAUGGAGAGUGAACAUUUUACCCGAAGAAUCUAAGCCAAAGUAUGCUUAUAUAAAACAUUGUAAUACAGGAAAAAAAAAAAGACAUUUCACAGCAGACAUGAAUGAAAUAACACUGCAAGGUGAUUUUGAAAAUUAUUAUAUUUUACCCGAUGUUGACCCAUCCGUAGGUGUAGAAAUAACCACAACAUAUGAUCCGGAGAAUUACAUUGUAGAAGAAUAUGAACAUCUAGUGCUAGAAAAUAGAAAUAGAAAGAGGGCUAAAGAAGAGAGCAUUAAGAGAAAGAAGAAAAAACUGCAGUCCGUAAGAGACCAAGUCAAACAGAUUCAGAUCAAAACUGAAAUGGGUGAUUGGUCUAUCGAUAGCAGUUAUGACCAAGAUACAUCAGAUGAUUAUGAUGAUAAAAAGGCAUCUGCAAGAGUUAGACGAAAAAAUAAGAAAUAUCUAGGCUAUGAUUUUGUUACCUAGCCGUUGUUAUUUUGAUGAUUUACAUAUCGGUAUAAGUUUUCUGACAAAUAUAAUUUGACUUGGUACCUAAAUUCAAAGAAAGGAACACUUCAAAUUCCAUAAUCAAAAGUGACUCAAAGUUGGUUGCCUCGGGGACAAGAGAUUGCCAAAGUCGCCUGCCCUAUGCCUGCCAGUCCAGCUGGCUGGAGCUGGACUAGCUUUGCUUGGCCGCCAUCCGCCAUCCUCAUAAAGUUGCCCAGACAUUGGAGUGUGUGGGCUUUGGCUUCUCCGAUGUAAUUCAACCAUAAAUAGUGGACAAUUUGUUUACAGUUUUUUAACUAUUCAGUGAAAAUUGUGUGAAAAGUGAUUGUGAAAUUAUUAGUGCUGAUCUAAUUGGAGAAAAAGUGUCAUCAGAAAGUUACUCGGAGAUAGUGUUGUGCUGUUUUGUUAACAUGAAGUUUGGAUUUUACUAACCCAACAGGCUUUAACGGUAAGUACUAAUAAACAAAUCAUUAAGUGUUAUAUGUUUAGUAGCGACAUGUUUGUCACAAGAUCCUUGUCAGUCUGUCUUUGGUUUUAUGUCAGUGUAGGACGUAUUUUGUGACGGAACUAAAUUUAUCGUAGUGUUAGGUACCAUGUUAUUAUGUUUUGUCUACAGGUUAAAAUUAGAUCAAGUGACUUGAUUAGUUUUAUUAUGACUUUCCUAUUUUAAGUUUUUUUUUGGAGAUAUAAUUAUAAAGUAAUGGAUUUUGUAAAACAGUUAAAGAUUUUCUUUUGGAAAGUUUCUUAAUUUUCCGAGUAAUUUCAUUUCUCUGACAAAGAUUGGUAUUUCUUCCUUUUUAUUACUCUAAUAGUAUCUUAUAUUAUAAAG